Molecule: messenger RNA, 1453 nt
Organism: Mauremys reevesii (Reeves's turtle)
Lineage: Eukaryota; Metazoa; Chordata; Testudines; Geoemydidae
Gene: DFFA
Product: DNA fragmentation factor subunit alpha
Exons: 7
Coding region: 55-1152 (365 amino acids)
Biological process (GO): apoptotic process; regulation of apoptotic process
Source: RefSeq, a predicted model, not a curated record
CUACCGUUGCUCCUCAACUACCGUUGCUCCUCAGCCCCAGGCUAGGAGGGGGAAAUGGCGGGAGAGGGCCCCGGAAGCGGGGAGGGGGUCUCUCCGCUGAGGCAGUGCCUGAUCCGGCGGAAGAGCCAGCAGGAGCACCACGGGGUGGCGGCCUCCUGCCUGCGGGAGCUGCGGAGCAAGGCCUGUGACAUUCUGGCCAUUGACAAGGCCUGGGAGCCCAUCACCUUAGUUCUGGCAGAGGAUGGCACCAUUGUGGAUGAUGAAGAUUACUUCCUGUGUUUACCACCCAACACCAAGUUUGUGGCACUGGCCAGGAAUGAAAAGUGGACCAGCAGCUGCACAGAUGGGGGCUCAGCCUGGCUCUCAAGGGAGUCCAUAGAUGAAGUGGACUGUGGUGAAGAGAAGUGGAAGCAUCUGGCGAGACAGCUGAAAGAUGACCUGUCCAGCAUCAUUUUGAUGUCUGAGGAAGACCUCCAGGUUCUCAUUGAUGUACCAUGUUCAGACUUGGCCCAGGAGCUUUCCCAAAAUCAACCAAAAACCCAGAUGUUACAGGAUACCCUGCAGCAGGCGCUGGACAGACGAGAGGAAGAACGUCAAUCCAAACAGCUCCUGGAACUCUACAUGAAGGCCUUGAAGAAUGAAGGCAGCAUUUUAACUAAGGCAUCAGAACCUGAUGCUGCACCCAGGGAGGAGAUGAAUGUAGUCGACACUGAUAGCAGUAGUGCAGGUGUCUCCACCAAAAGAUCACUCAGUAGUGAGAUCCUUGCUGCACUGAAAGAGAAACCUGCCCCAGAACUCAGCUUAGACAGUCAGGAUCUAGAGCUGGUUUUCAAGGAAGACACAGAAGCCUUGGCUCUGGCACUGAGCUGGGAUAAGCAGAAGACUGAAGCUCUCCAGCAGGCCUGUGAUCAGGAGCUCUCCAGGCGCCUACAGCAAGUGCAGGCUCUACACUCCCUGAGGAGUAUAUCAAAGGGCAAGAAAAAGCUGCCUUGGGGAGACUGGUUGAGUUCAAAACGCAAGAACUUACCUUGCUGUCUUUCAAUAUGUGUCUUUCCUGUACUGGACGUGCAGCAGCCCCCAUCAUCCAGGAGACAGAAGUCAGCAGGAGAAAAAAACAGGCAGAGUGGUGGAUGCAUGUGGAAUACUGCCUGAUACAGCUCUGCAACAAGCUACUUCCCUGUCUUGCAAGUUAUCUUUUUUUCCUUUGGGCAGGAGCAAAACUUCCAGCUCAAUUUUUUUUAUAUUUCAGCAGCCCCCCCUUUUCACGUGAAAAAUCAAAGAGCAAUUAACUUCCCAACAAUACAUUGUUUGGAUUUAACCCUUACUUAGAGCUUCUGGAUUGUGCUGCUAUUAAGUGUGAAUUUGCUGUUAAUUUAAGCUGCAUAUGCAUUCUGUUUGCUAAAAAAACAAACCAUAAUUUCCUCACCAUUAUUCCUAUAAUGACCAGGCAGUC